Hippocampus comes (tiger tail seahorse) is the source of this 1297-nucleotide messenger RNA. RefSeq names its product claudin-9. The transcript has a single exon. The record is from RefSeq and is a predicted model, not a curated record. Lineage: Eukaryota; Metazoa; Chordata; Actinopteri; Syngnathiformes; Syngnathidae. Gene Ontology annotation, cellular component: bicellular tight junction; membrane. Bases 419 to 1057 code for a protein of 212 amino acids. Gene Ontology annotation, molecular function: structural molecule activity.
CUGAUGACUCUCGUGGUAACAUCAUGUGCUUUUAAUUUGGGCUCUUCCACUCAGAUGCCCGUCAUUUACGUAUUAAAACAACUUGGACAACCUGGGACAUUGGGAACAUUAGGAAGUAGAUCUUGAAAUUUAAUUUCAAAUGGAAUUAAAAAGUCCCGAUUUUAAAUUGUUUUAGGAUGAAGGAACUCUGUAUUGAGUUUUAAAAUCAAAACAAUGAAUAAUCUGUUGGAAGUGUUUCCCCAUAUCUCUCAACACCAGCUUGACAUCACCUGGAUCUGACUCCACCUUCAAGCUGUAUAAAGGAGGUUGAAUCAAUUUCUCCCUCAAGAGGGACUCGGCACCGACAGCCGAAGGGAUCUCAUAUCACCUGCGAAGCAGCGCACAAUCCGACACACAGAGGGCCUUCUCUCCCCAAACGAUGGCCUCUUCCGGCGUGGAGAUCCUGGGCCUGACGCUGGCCGUGGCGGGCUGGCUGGGUGUGAUGGUGACAUGCGGUCUUCCCAUGUGGCGCGUGGCCGCCUACGUGGGCCAGAACGUGGUGCUGUCUCAGGUGAUCUGGGAGGGCCUUUGGAUGAACUGCUCGGUGCAGAGCACGGGUCAGAUGCACUGCAAAGUCCACGACUCCAUGCUGGGGCUGCCCCGGGACCUCCAGGCAGCCCGAGCCCUGGUGGUGGUCUCACUGGUGCUGGCUGGAGUUGGCGUGGCCCUGGCCACAGCAGGGGCUCAGUGCACCGACUGCAGCGAUGACGUGAGGGGAAAAUGGCGUGUGGCGGCGGCCGGGGGGCUCUCUUUGACACUGGCUGGGGUUCUGACGCUGGCGGCCGUGUCCUGGACGGCUCACGCCAUCGUGUUGGACUUCCACGAUCCGCUCAUGGAGCAGACGGGGAAGCGUGAUUUCGGCAAUGCGCUCUAUUUUGGCUGGGCCGCCUCAUGCCUGCUCAUCCUGGGGGGGGCGCUGCUGUGGUGCACCUGUAGCCGUCGGACUGACAGGGGGCCCAUCCAGUUGAACUACUCGGCUGUUUCUCGGCGUGGAUAUGAUAGACGAGACUACGUGUGAUGAACGUGUGGCCAAUGUGACCAGCGGGGGGCAACGGGCAGUGGGUGAACAUUUGAAGGAAAUUUGACCUGUUUUUUUUUUGGGGGGGGGGGUUGCUAGGUGUCUGUGGUGAUGGGUGUCAUUGUUUCCUUUUAUAUUCUAUGUCAGUGGGGUACGAGUGCCUUUUCAAGAGGUGGACCCAAUUUCAAGUGUAAUAGUGGUCUGGGCAAAUAAUAAACAGUGAUGCCUUGAGCUAAUUGC